This is a messenger RNA of Exophiala oligosperma, 759 nucleotides long. RefSeq lists its product as uncharacterized. NCBI's taxonomy places the organism in Eukaryota, Fungi, Ascomycota, Eurotiomycetes, Chaetothyriales, Herpotrichiellaceae. The transcript has a single exon. The record is from RefSeq and is a predicted model, not a curated record. Bases 1 to 759 code for a protein of 252 amino acids.
AUGGCACCGGUCGAGAUCCCCGCCCGAACAGGCGCCUACGUCUCCCUCAGAUCCGGCCAGCGCCUCAAAUUGAUCAAUCCACACGGCACACAGGUGAUUGAUUUCUGGGCCUUUUGUUUUCCCAGAAUCGAGACCGGGGGCGACACGGAUCACAACACGCCGACGAGCUUCAUACGUUCCGAUGCCAAACCGGCCAGGUCCACCGCGACGGCACCGUACCCUUUUACCUCCGGGAUCCAAUACUUCUCCGCCUCGCGGACGAGGAGCAUUCUAUCCAAAUUGAUCCCUUCGGCGACGACGCGCGACGUUCUCUACACCAACAAAUCGCUUCCGCUGUUCUCGCUGGUCGAGGACACCACGUCCGGGAUCCACGACACGCUCUUCGGCUGCUGCGACAGGUUUCGCAUGCAUAACCUGGGCCAUCCGGAUUACGACCACGGCAGUUGUGCGGAAAACAUGCAUCUAGCUCUUGCGCGGGCGGCCGAGGAUGGGUGUUUCCUGCCCGGCAGCGUGACUACAGAGUGGACACCCGAUCCGCUGAAUGUGUUUAUGAAUGUGCCUGUCCUGUCUGGGUUGGAUCGCGAAUCGGGAGGCGGGCGCAUCGGGUGCGUGCCACCGCAGAGCAAACCCGGCGAAUAUCUCGUUCUGCGGGCCGAGAGGGACGUGAUCGCCGUCAUGAGUGCUUGUCCGAAUGAUUUGAUCAAAGGCGUGAAUGCUGGCAAGUGCUUGGGCGUCGAAUAUGAGGUGCUGAAUCCGUGA